UUAAAAAAAAAAAAAAAACAAAUUUAUAACUGUGCUUUUAAAGCUGCAUGCGCUGGGAUUUUAAAGGGGGCGGGCUGUGUGUUGUCUGACGAAUAAAAGCUGUAGCCUAUAGAUCGGUGCAAGGCUUUUUAACCGGGUUCAACCAGCCAGGCUUAAAGGAAACAAUUUACACCCAGAGCUCCUAACCGAGUGAUAAAGGUCCGAAGAGCUACGCAAACAUGAGCGACAAGGGGACAGUGUCACCGAAAGAGAAGGAGGCAACAGAGAAGAGAGGGCGUGGAAGACCCCGUAAGACGCCCCAGGAACCAAGUGGGUCCCCCACUCCAAAGAGGCCCAGAGGACGGCCGAAGGGUAGCAAAAACAAGACAACCGGCAAGGCCAAAAAGGCAACAACAACCCCAUCUGCAGGGGGAAAACGCAGGGGAAGACCUAGGAAGGAGGAGAAGGAAGAAAAGGCGUCCCAGGAAUCAUCUGAGGAAGAGGAGGAGGAAGAAGAGGAGGACCAGUAAUUCACAACGCAUGCUACCUCACUCAACAUACUGACUUACUGUUAACCAGAACUGGGCUGUAUCCAACACCAGUGCCACCACAUGACCACUGUUCACGACAAAGCCCCCCUCUGCCAAAGGAGGGUUAUUACAGUACAUAUAUCAUGCAACAGCACUGGAUAGAACGAUGGACUUGCUCAAGCAUAGAUCUAAGAAUUACACGAAAGGCAACAGCCCCUUUCUCUACAUGUCAUGUUAUCACAAGUCUUUUAUACUGGACAAAAGGUUGUGCUCCGAGGAGCCUGGACGUUUCUGUUUUUCCCCCCUAAAGGUGGUUCGUAGGACAUUUUCCUCUGCUUACUGUUACUUAUUUGUUGUACCUGCAUCUGAGAUGGUAGGGCAUAUAGACUUUUUUUUUUCUCCAUGUUUUGUACUGGACAAAGGUGAAUUUUACCUAAACUUGCUGUUUUUUUUGGUUCUUUUUGUUUUGUUUUUUCGUGUGUUCGUGUGAAGUGGUUAACCUAUCCUUUGCAUCGUAUUAUAGAUGGAGUUGAGCUUCAGCGUUUAGGAUGAAAAUAGGUGACUGAUGGUAGAUACGUCUUUUCCAUGUCUAAUCUGCGUAACUGAUACCCUCCCCUCUGAUUAGAGCAGAACCAUCUUUAACCCACCCCCCACCCCCUUCCUGUAGGACAGUGUAGAUUUAGAGAUGCUUCUGAAACUUUCUUCUCAGUCCUCGGCGUGCAGCGGGGAGAUGUAAAGUGUAUCGUUCGUCAUCAGAUAUGUCUGAUCAGACUUUACUGUUUUUGUUCCUUCGGGUUACAUACCAUUUUUAAAAAAGAAAAAAAAAACAAACAUGUGUGCUGCUUAUCAUAUUAUAAUAAAACUCAAUUCUUUUUUUUUGGUAUAAUGUGUGUUUUUAAGGAUAGGGUUGGCAGAGUUCUAGGCAGAACGUCAUCAGUGUCGUUUCUUCAGGGAGCUUUUACAAAUGCUGUUACAUUGCCGUCUUUGUCUUCACAUGGUCCUCGGUUUUCCAAGCGCUCGCUCAAUCACUCGUAAAGGCAAACUGCAAUUGGUCAAACAAGGAGUUUGAUUGUAACAGAGGAUAGUUGGUGGCACUACUAUCCAACUGGGCUGUACGUAUUUUCAUUCCAUCUAGCGCGCACUGCUUCACCUAGCUUGGUCCUUCUGUCAUCACUUAGUACCGUAGUAAACUUUUCUUAGUCUUUUGAAGAUGUGUGUUGUAUGCUACAGAGAAAACAAAACGUUUGUGUGCAAGUGUCAGGGAACCUGCGGUCACAGUCCACUUAACUGGGUUUUUUCCACACACCUAAGCUGCUACAACCUCAGUUAUGAAACCCGGAAAACUGCAAACAGGCGAUACAAGGCCUGGAAUUUCAUACCUCACUUAACGGCUUACUUUACCAUAUAACUGCAUUUAACUGGUUUUUCUGUUUUUAAAAUGUAACCUCUGGCAUGGGUUGGAAAGAUGUUGUUACAAAGUUUGUGUAUUUUUUUUUUUUUUUUUUUAUCUGACUGUAAUAAGGUAUCUAAGAUGUCAAGUGUGUGAUUGUGUGUGCACACGCAAUGCGUCUUGGCUCGUUCAUAACCGCAGCUUGCAGACAGGUUGUUUUAAAUGUGUGAAGCAAGUCAGGGAGACCUGUCAGCUUGACGACUGUGUUCGCUGACUGUGGUAGUUUAGCAGGUGUGUUUUUAUCCUUUUUAAAGAAAAAUUCUUUCUGGUGCACUGAAAUGUUGGUUCAGAUUUUCAUGGACAAAUGUUUGUGUGUUAGACUGGGCGCUCUCUUCACUGUUCUAACGGCUAAUGUGUGUCCGGCGCUGUCCGCACGCAGCGGCCCUCGUCAUACUCAUACAACGGUCACUUCAUGUCCUUUUCAACUACUCUCAACAGUAUCAUGUCAUCUUACAUUGCAGCAUCCGUUGAUUUAUAAACUGUAAACUCAAUAGGAUGGGAUCAUUCUUUUUAUGUACACCGUAUAUAAAUGUACAAUGUCUAUAUUUCUAUGGUGCCCUACAACAAUUUGUAUCAGAAAUGAAAUGGUCAAUAAAGAGAAUUUUCUUUGUCA
Messenger RNA from Mugil cephalus (flathead mullet), 2572 nucleotides. It is a transcript of the gene hmga1a, whose product is annotated as high mobility group AT-hook 1a. Gene Ontology annotation, molecular function: DNA binding; transcription coregulator activity. The transcript is spliced from 5 exons. Gene Ontology annotation, cellular component: nucleus; chromatin. The record is from RefSeq and is a predicted model, not a curated record. Gene Ontology annotation, biological process: regulation of DNA-templated transcription. The coding region runs from base 219 to 509 and encodes 96 amino acids. NCBI's taxonomy places the organism in Eukaryota, Metazoa, Chordata, Actinopteri, Mugiliformes, Mugilidae.